CUCGGGAGAGCCCCGCAGGUGUACCCCAGAUGUGGCAGACUGAGGGCUGUUGAAAGCGCCAAGCUCCACCCUGGCACCCCCUACCGCCAACAGCUCCAUGCAGGUGCCUCAGGGUGGAGAGGACCUCGCCGGCCAGCCCUGGUACCACGGCCCCCUGUCCCGCCAGAAGGCUGAAGCUCUUCUCUUGCAAGAUGGUGACUUCCUUGUCCGGGCCUCUGGGUCCCGCGGGGGCCCCCCUGUGAUCUCGUGCCGCUGGCGGGGCCUCGCCCUGCACUUCCAGGUGUUCCGCGUGGCCCUGCGCCCCCGCCCGGGCCGGCCCGCAGCCCUCUUUCAGCUGGAGGAUGAACAAUUCUCCAGCAUGCCCGCCCUGGUGCACAGCUACGUGGCCGGCCGGCGCCCACUGUCGCAGGCCACGGGGGCUGUGGCUUCCAGGCCUGUGGUGCGGCAGGGGCCUCUCCGACGCAGCUUCAGCGAGGUCGCCCUGAUGGACAGCCCUGCUCAGGCGGAGCCGUUCAGGGCCAGGAAGUGGAGCAGCAGUCAGCCUGCAGAUCUGGAACACGCAGGUCAAACAGGACAAGAUGACCCCGGAGCAGGAGCCGCAGCGAUGCCGGUGUGCACCCUGCCCAGGAUGGGCAGUGACCCCACGCUGCUGAAGGGCCCGCCUCCCCUGGGAACCGUUUCCGACACUCUCAGGGCCUCCGACGGGCAGCUCCACGCCAAGGCACCGACCAAGCCCCUCCGGACCCCAUCCCUGGCCCUGCCUGAAGCCCCGGGGUGCACCCCAACCUACUGCGAGCUGGUGCCCCGAGUGCCCGGUGCCCACAAAUCACCCCCCGGCCAAAGGUGCCCAGAACCAGAGUCCCCAUGGUGGGAGGCUGAGGAGGAGGAGGAGGAAGAGGAUGGAUGUUUUGUAAGACCACAAGCAGAGGUCUCUUUCUGCCCCCUUGCCCACGCCUCCUGCCUGCUGGGCCCCCAGAAUCGGCCCCUGGAGCCCGAAGCCUUGCACACUCUACGUGGCCUGUUCCUGGAACAUCAUCCUAGGAGCACUGCCCUCCACCUGCUCUUGGUGGACUGCCAGGCCACAGGCCUCCUGGGAGUUACCAAAGAUCAGCGGGGUGCCAUGGGGGUGGCCUCUGGCCUGGAGCUGCUCACGCUUCCCCAUGGGCAUCGCCUGAGGCUGGAACUGCUGGAGAGGCACGAGGUGCUGGCGCUGGCCGGGGCGCUGGCCGUGCUGGGCUGCGCGGGGCCGCUGGAGGAGCGCGCGGCCGCCCUGCGGGGCCUGGUGGAGCUGGCGCUGGCGCUGCGGCCGGGGGCGGCGGGAGACCUGCCCGGGCUGGCGGCGGUCAUGGGCGCCCUGCUCAUGCCCCAGGUGUCGCGGUUGGAGCGCACGUGGCGCCAGCUCCGACAGAGCCACACGGACGCCGCGCUGGCCUUCGAGCAGGAGCUGAAGCCACUAAUGCGGGCUCUGGAUGAGGGCGCGGGCCCCUGCGACCCCGGCGACGUGGCGCUGCCGCACGUGGCGCCCGCGGUGCGCGCGCUGGAAGGCGAGGAGCCCGCGGGGCCGCUGGAGGAGAGCUGCGAGCGGCUGCUCCGCACCUUGCACGGAGCGCGGCGGGCCGCGCGGGACGCGCCCAGGUUCCGCCAGGCAGCGGCCCGGCGCCUGCGAGGAUUCCGGCCACACCCGGCGCUCAGGGAGGCCUUGACCACCGGCUUCGUGCGGCGGCUGCUGUGGGGGAGCCGGGGCGCAGCGGCGCCGAGAGCCGAGCGCCUCGAGAAGUUCCAGCGGGUCCUCACCGUCCUGUCGCAGCGCCUAGAACCCGACCGCUGAGGGCGCAGGCCCCUCCCUCGCACCAGGGACCCGCCUUCUGCCUCCCAGGUUGGCCGAGCCCACCGGAAGGCCACCCCCGAACCCGUGGGGUCCCUGGCCAGGUGCACCUGCGGCUUCUCACAGGCACGAGGCCUCGCAGGUCUGGCUUCAGACACCAGCAUUCAGAUUCUACUCUGCCCCUUAAAAGCUGUGUGACUGGGGCGGGCGCUGUGGCCUAGCACGUAAAGCUGCCACCCGCAGUGCCAGCAUCCCGUAUGGGCACUGGUUCGAGUCCCAGCUGCUCCACUUCUGAUCCAGCUCUCUGCUAUGGCGUGGGAAAGCAGUGGAGGAUGGCCCAAGUGCUUAGGCCCUUGCAUCCACGUGGGAGACCCAGAGGAAGCUCCUGGCUCCUAGCUUCAGAUCUGAUCAGCCAUUGCGGCCAUUUGGGGAGUGAACCAGCGGAUGGAAGAACUCUCUCUCUCCCUCUCUCUCUGCCUUUACCUCUCUGUAACU
Molecule: messenger RNA, 2320 nt
Organism: Lepus europaeus (European hare)
Lineage: Eukaryota; Metazoa; Chordata; Mammalia; Lagomorpha; Leporidae
Gene: SH2D3A
Product: SH2 domain containing 3A
Exons: 10
Coding region: 98-1828 (576 amino acids)
Biological process (GO): positive regulation of peptidyl-serine phosphorylation; small GTPase-mediated signal transduction
Molecular function (GO): phosphotyrosine residue binding; guanyl-nucleotide exchange factor activity
Source: RefSeq, a predicted model, not a curated record